CGCCCCUCGCACCCGCUUUCCCCGCGCGGCCCCAGGCGGGGGGCGGGCCCGGUUCAGGCCGCUCCCCCGCCGCCCGGUGGCCCGCGGCGGCGCUCGCGGCCUCUCACCCGGGGCGGGCGAGUUCUGGGAAAGGCCGGCCCAGGGUGGGGGCCCCUGCCGCCCGCGCCGCCGUCCGGGCAGCGUGCAGAGCUCGGCGGGCGCGGAGCGAGGGAACCACGCCGGCGAGGGCGCUCUCGGGAACGCCGGGAGGGGGCCGGCGGAGCGCCGCGGGCUUGCGGGCGCGAGCGGCGGCGGGCGGAGCGCCCCGGGCUCUUCCUCCCGGGCACUCGCCUGGGUCUCGCCAAGCUCCUGGCAGUCGCGCCGCCGCUGACACAGUAGCGGGGACACCCGACGCCGCCAGCGACAGGCGCGUCCCAGCGGGAAGCCGCACUCGGGGACUCCGGCGCUACUGACCAGAAAAAGAAAGGAAACAUUCAAACUGGAUUUUUAAAUCAUUGUAAGUUAAUGCUGGAUCAGAAGUUGCACAAUGCAAUCCCGAAAAAAGUCUUCAAAAGAACUGCUUCAAAUAACAGAGGAAAGAAAAUUGAUCUACCACCUUAAAACUCUGAUCAAGAAAAAUAUAUGAUAGGAAACUAUAACUGCAUAAUUUUAUUUGGCUCUUAAUGCACUUGAAUGAAAGGAAUUGUAAUGGUUUCUCAGAGGACAUGUAUCUAUGAGAUUAUUUAGUAAUCAGUCAUUUUAUAAAAUUCCCACAAGAUCAACAAGGAGGCAAAACAAAGCAAAAGCUAAAACCUGAGUGUUGGUCAAGAUGACUUCUGAAGAAAUGGCAACCUCUGUUCUCAUUCCUGUGACUCAGAGAAAAAUGAUAUCUGCUCAGUUGGCUAUAGAUGAAAGUAGUGAAAAGAUCUCAGACAUCAGUGUUCCAAAGGUGUGUCCAGGUAGGCAGAGUGAGCAGACUUCUCAUACCAUCUCACAACUGAACAAGUUUAAAGAAGAAUCCUCUGGAAGCAGCUUGCCCAAGAUUCUUUCAAUAGCAAGGGAGAAAACAGUGAGUGAUGAGAACAGUAAUGGAAAGUGCUGGGAGAACAGCAUGCCUGAUUCUGUGAAAAACCUUAACAUUAACUGUAACAACAUACUGAAAAGCCAUCAGCGUGGCCUUCCUCAGAGCCAGUUUUAUGAAACAUGCGAUUCUGUCACAGAGGAAGGCCUGUGUUUGGAAACUGGAAACCCUUCUUCACUGGAAAGAAAGGUGUUCCCUGGAAUUCAACUGGAAAUAGACAGACCUCCCAUGGGCAUUAGUACCUUAGGAAAUCAAGCGGAGGUCAUAGAGAUGGGCAAGGCACACCCUGACAGCAACAUGGCAGUAUUUCACUUUCAUUAUGAAGUUGACAAAAGAAUGUCAGAUACUUUCUGUACCCUAUCAGAUAACUUGAUUUUGGAUGAUUGUGGAAACUGCAUACCACUGGCUAGUGUUGGUGGGGAGCAAAAGAAAAAUCACAUGGCAUAUACUUGUAAACUGAUGGGAUUGGCAAAGAACUGUAAUAAUGGGCAGCUGCAGUGUGAUCAUUGUGACACCUUGAAUGACAAAUACUUAUGCUUUGAAGGUUCUUGCCCAAAGGCCAAUGUGGUAUGUUCAAAUGACAGCUUUUGCAGGGAGGAUUUUACUGAGAGUCCAUCUGCUGAGACCCUUCUGAGCCAUUUUGAGGACUUCCCUGAUAAUUGUGAAGAUGUAGAGGAAGACUUUUUUAAAAGCAAAAGGGAGCGGUCCACUUUGUUAGUGAGGAGAUUUUGUAAAAAUGAUAGAGAAGUUAAGAAAUCUGUGUAUACUGGGACAAGAGCAAUUGUGAGAACUCUGCCUUCUGGUCACAUUGGGCUGGAAGCUUGGAGUUACAUUGAUCAGAAGAGAAGUGGUUUCUUAUUGCCUCAUGGGAGAGUAAAAGAACAGCUGUCAACAGUGGUAAUUAGGCAAGAUGGGAGUCAAUGUCUGUCAGAAGCCCAGUGGUAUCCGAUCUACACUGCAGUGAGAAGGGGAGAAGAAACAGAAGAUACAAUUGCAUCUCUCCUUCAUUUCUUCACAAAGCUCCCAGGCUCUGAAACGGCCCAUGGAAGAAUUAGCAUUGGUCCCUGCUUAAAGAAUUGUGUCCGAGACACCGUGUGUGAGUAUCGCGCCACCCUCCAAAGGACUUCUAUAUCUCAGUACAUCACCGGUUCUCUCCUAGAAGCAACCACAUCUUUAGGAGCAAGAAGUGGCCUUCUUAGUACUUUUGGAGGCUCCACUGGACGAAUGAUGCUGAAAGAACGUCAGCCAGGAACCUCUAUGGCCAAUUCCAGUGCCCUCCCUUCAAGUUCAGCUGGGAUCAGUAAGGAACUGCUUGACCUACAGCCCCUCAUCCAAUUCCCAGAGGAAGUCGCCAGCAUCCUGAUGGAGCAGGAGCAGAAUAUUUAUCGAAGGGUCUUGCCAGUUGACUACCUCUGCUUCUUGACCCGGGACUUGGGCACUUCGGAAUACCAAACCUCCCUGCCCUGCCUCAGAGCCUCCAUCUCAACAUCGAUUCUUACCUCCCAGAAUGGAGAGCACAAUGCCCUUGAAGAUCUUGUGAUGAGAUUUAAUGAGGUGAGCUCCUGGGUGACAUGGCUGAUCCUCACAGCAGGCUCCAUGGAGGAAAAGCGAGAAGUCUUCUCGUAUUUGGUGCAUGUGGCCAAAUGCUGCUGGAACAUGGGCAACUACAAUGCUGUCAUGGAGUUCUUGGCCGGCCUCAGGUCAAGAAAAGUUUUAAAAAUGUGGCAGUUUAUGGACCAGUCUGAUCUGGAGACCAUGAGGAGCCUGAAGGAUGCCAUGGCUCAGCACGAAUCUUCCUGUGAAUACAGGAAGAUGGUGACGCGGGCGCUGCACAUCCCCGGCUGUAAGGUGGUCCCGUUCUGCGGUGUGUUUCUGAAGGAGCUCUGUGAAGUACUGGACGGAGCCUCAGGCCUCAUGAAGCUUUGCCCGAGGUAUAAUUCCCAAGAAGAAACUCUAGAGUUUGUAGCUGAUUACAGUGGACAAGAUAAUUUCCUGCAACGAGUGGGACAAAAUGGCUUAAAGAAUUCAGAGAAGGAGUCCACUGUCAACAGCAUCUUUCAGAUCAUCAGGAGCUGCAGUCGAAGUCUAGAGACAGAAGAGGAGGAUGGCCCCAGUGAAGGGAGCAGUUCUAGGAAAAAUUCCUUGAAGGAUAAAGCCCGAUGGCAGUUUAUAAUUGGAGAUUUGUUAGAUUCUGAAAACGACAUCUUUGAGCAGCCCAAAGAGUGGGACCCUCAUGGAUCGGAAGAGCCACAGAAGGCCUUUAACCAUGGGACAGAGCUCAUUCCAUGGUACGUGUUAUCCAUCCGAGCUGAUGUGCACCAGUUCCUGCUGCAAGGCGCCACGGUCAUCCACUAUGACCAGGACACGCACCUCUCUGCCCGCUGCCUCCUCCAGCUUCAGCCUGACAAUAGCACCUUGACCUGGAUAAAGCCCACCACUGCCUCCCCAGCCGUUACUAAAGCAAAACUUGGUGUGUUAAGUAACACAUCUGAGCCUGGCAAAUUCCCAUUACUGGGCAAUGCUGGAUUAAGCGGCCUGGCGGAGGGAGUUUUGGAUCUGUUCUCAGCAAAGGCUGUGUACAUGGGACACCCUAGCAUUGAUAUACACACUGUGUGUGUUCAGAACAAACUGGGCAGCAUGCUUCUCUCAGAGACUGGUGUGACACUGCUCUAUGGGCUUCAGACCACAGACAAUAGAUUACUGCACUUUGUGGCACCAAAACAUACAGCUAACAUGCUCUUCAGUGGAUUAUUGGAACUCACUAGAGCUGUGAGAAAGAUGAGGAAGUUCCCUGACCAAAGGCAACAGUGGCUGCGGAAACAAUAUGUCAGCUUCUAUCAGGAGGAUGGAAGGUACGAAGGGCCAACUUUGGCUCAUGCUGUGGAGUUGUUUGGUGGCAGACGAUGGAGUACUCGAAACCCCAGCCCUGGGACAUCAGCAAAAAGUGCUGAGAAGCCCAAUGCACAGAGAAACAACACCUUGGGCAUAAGCACCACCAAGAAAAAGAAGAAAAUCCUUAUGAGGGGUGAGAGUGGAGAGGUGACCGAUGAUGAAAUGGCCACCCGGAAGGCCAAAAUGCACAAAGAGUGCCGGAGCCGGAGUGGUUCUGAUCCUCAAGAUGCUAAUGAGCAAGAAGAAUCAGAAAUGAAUGCCAUCAUGAGCCCUCCUCACCCCCUCCCUUCCAGAAGAGCCCACUCUUUGACCACAGCUGGGUCCCCUAAUUUGACUGCCGGGACAUCAUCUCCCAUCAGGCCAGUGUCCUCCCCUGUGCUGUCUUCUUCAAACAAGAGCCCAUCCAGUGCUUGGAGCAGCAGCAGCUGGCACGGGCGGAUCAAAGGAGGAAUGAAGGGCUUUCAGAGCUUCAUGAUUUCAGACAGUAACAUGAGUUUUGUUGAAUUUGUUGAGCUCUUCAAAUCGUUCAGUGUGAGGAGCCGAAAGGACCUAAAGGAUCUCUUUGACAUCUAUGCUGUGCCCUGCAACCAAGCCGGCUCCGAGUCAGUCCCACUCUACACCAACCUAACCAUUGACGAGAACUCCAGUGGUCUUCAGCCUGACCUAGAUUUGUUGACCAGAAAUGUCUCGGAUUUGGGGUUGUUCAUUAAGAGUAAACAGCAACUUUCAGAUAACCAGAGGCAGAUAUCUGAUGCCAUUGCUGCUGCGAGUAUUGUGACAAAUGGCACUGGGGUCGAGAGCACAUCUCUGGGCAUAUUCGGGGUUGGCAUCCUCCAGCUCAAUGACUUCCUGGUGAAUUGCCAAGGAGAACACUGCUCUUACGAUGAAAUCCUCAGCAUCAUUCAGAAGUUCGAGCCUAGUGUUAGUAUGUGUCAUCAGGGCCUAAUGUCUUUUGAAGGGUUUGCAAGGUUUCUGAUGGAUAAAGAUAAUUUUGCCUCCAAAAAUGAUGAGUCACAAGAGAACAUUAAAGAAUUACAGCUGCCCCUCUCCUACUACUAUAUUGAAUCUUCACAUAAUACCUACCUCACAGGCCAUCAGCUCAAAGGAGAAUCCUCAGUAGAACUCUACAGCCAGGUCCUCCUGCAAGGCUGUAGGAGCAUAGAGUUGGACUGCUGGGAUGGAGAUGACGGGAUGCCUGUCAUUUAUCAUGGACAUACACUGACCACCAAGAUCUCCUUCAAGGAAGUGGUUGAAGCCAUUGACCGCAGUGCCUUCAUCAACUCUGACCUGCCCAUCAUUAUAUCAAUUGAGAACCACUGCUCGUUGCCUCAGCAACGAAAAAUGGCAGAAAUUUUCAAGACUGUGUUUGGAGAAAAACUGGUGGCUAAAUUCUUAUUUGAGACUGAUUUCUCAGAUGAUCCAAUGCUUCCCUCACCUGACCAACUUAGAAGGAAAGUACUUCUUAAAAAUAAGAAACUAAAAGCCCAUCAGACACCAGUGGAUAUAUUAAAACAAAAGGCUCAUCAGUUAGCAUCCCUGCAAGCUCAGGCCUAUAAUGGGGGGACUGGCACCCCACCACCUGCUAAUAAUGAGGAAGAGGAAGAUGAGGAGGACGAAUAUGAUUACGACUAUGAAUCCCUCUCUGAUGCAGAUGUCCUUACUGCUUCUCCUGCUCCUAACAGUCAGGAAGACAACAUUCUAGAAGACAGACCUGAAAAUAAAUCAUGUAAUGACAAGCUUCAGUUUGAGUAUAAUGAAGAAAUCCCCAAGAGGAUAAAGAAAGCAGAUAACUCUGCUUGCAACAAAGGAAAGGUUUAUGACAUGGAACUGGGAGAAGAAUUUUAUCUUCCUCAGAAUAAAAAGGAAAGCAGACAGAUUGCACCUGAGCUUUCUGACCUUGUUAUCUAUUGCCAAGCAGUAAAAUUUCCAGGCCUGUCAACUCUAAAUGCAUCUGGCUCUAGCAGAGGAAAAGAAAGAAAAAGCAGGAAGUCCAUUUUUGGCAACAAUCAGGGCAGAAUGAGCCCUGGGGAGACAGCAUCAUUUAACAAAGCAUCUGGAAAAAGUUCCUAUGAAGGAAUGCGGCAGGCCUGGGAGGAAUCUUCUAUCCCUCUCAACCCAACCACAUCCCUCAGCGCUAUCAUUAGAACUCCCAAAUGUUACCAUAUCUCAUCACUGAAUGAAAAUGCCGCCAAACGUCUGUGUCGCAGGUAUUCUCAGAAACUGAUCCAGCACACCGCCUGCCAGCUGCUGAGGACUUACCCAGCUGCCACUCGCAUCGAUUCUUCCAACCCCAACCCCCUCAUGUUCUGGCUCCACGGGAUACAGCUCGUGGCUCUCAACUACCAGACAGAUGAUCUCCCCUUACAUUUAAAUGCUGCCAUGUUUGAGGCCAAUGGUGGCUGUGGUUAUGUUUUGAAACCCCCAGUUUUGUGGGACAAGAACUGUCCCAUGUAUCAGAAGUUCUCUCCCUUGGAAAGAGACCUGGACAACAUGGAGCCUACCGUCUAUUCUUUAACUAUUGUCUCUGGCCAAAAUGUGUGCCCAAGUAACAGCACAGGAAGCCCGUGUAUUGAAGUUGAUGUCCUGGGCAUGCCCCCGGACAGCUGCCAUUUCCGCACAAAGCCCAUCCAUCGAAAUACUCUGAACCCCAUGUGGAACGAACAGUUUCUCUUCCGGGUUCACUUUGAAGAUCUCAUAUUUCUUCGUAUUGCAGUUGUCGAAAACAACAGCUCAGCAGUAACUGCUCAAAGAAUCAUUCCACUCAAGGCUUUAAAACGAGGGUAUCGACAUCUUCAGCUGAGAAACCUCCACAAUGAAGUCUUAGAAAUCUCUAGUUUAUUCAUAAACAGCAGAAGGAUGGAAGAAAAUUCCUCCAGCAAUACUAUGCCGGCUUCUUUGAUGUUUAGUACAGAAGAAAGAAAAUGUUUGCAGAGUCACAGAGUCACAGUGCAUGGGGCCCCAGGGCCAGAGCCCUUUACAGUUUUCUCUAUAAAUGGAGGCACCAAGGCAAAGCAGCUUCUCCAGCAAAUUCUGACCAUUGAACAAGAUACCAAACCUAUUGCCACAGAUUAUUUUUUGAUGGAAGAGAAAUAUUUUAUAUCUAAAGAAAAGAAUGAAUGCAGAAAACAACCAUUCCAGAGAGCCAUUGGUCCAGAAGAAGAGAUCAUGCAGAUUUUAAACAGCUGGUUUCCAGAAGAGGGAUAUGUUGGCAGAAUUGUCUUAAAAACCCAGCAGGAAAACCUAGAAGAGAAAACCAUUGUUCAAGAUGAUAAAGAGGUGAUCUUGAGCUCAGAGGAGAGUUUCUUUGUUCAAGUGCAUGACGUUUCUCCAGAGCAACCUCGAACCGUCAUCAAAGCGCCCCGUGUCAGCACUGCACAGGAUGUCAUUCAGCAGACUUUAUGCAAAGCCAAGUAUUCCUACAGCAUCCUGAGCAACCCCAACCCAAGUGACUAUGUGCUUUUGGAAGAGGUGGUGAAAGAUACUACCAACAAAAAGUCUUCUAUCCCAAAAUCCUCCCAACGGGUCCUUUUGGAUCAAGAGUGUGUGUUUCAAGCCCAAAGCAAGUGGAAAGGUGCAGGAAAAUUCAUCCUUAAGCUAAAGGAGCAGGUGCAGGCAUCCCGAGAAGACAAGAGAAAGGGUGUUUCUUUUGCAAGUGAACUCAAGAAGCUCACCAAGUCAACAAAACAGCCCCGAGGACCCACCUCAUCUUCUCAGGUCUUAGCCUCAGAAAGCAUCCAAAACAAGGAGGAGAAACCUAUGGGCUGCAUGUCCUCUAGUGACACCAUAGACUAUCGACAGUGACCAAGGGUGGCACAUCUUACCCAGGUGAAGAUCUUUUGGCAAGAAGUUAAAGUCAAGAAUAAACAUGAUGGAAACAAAUAUAAUUUCCUCAUUUUCAUUAGAUUUAAACUGGAAAUUGAUGAUUUCUGAACUGAAGCCUCCAUACAGGUUGUGAGUUCC
This is a messenger RNA of Manis pentadactyla (Chinese pangolin), 7912 nucleotides long. It is a transcript of the gene PLCE1, whose product is annotated as phospholipase C epsilon 1. The record is from RefSeq and is a predicted model, not a curated record. Gene Ontology annotation, molecular function: phosphatidylinositol-4,5-bisphosphate phospholipase C activity; guanyl-nucleotide exchange factor activity. Bases 809 to 7753 code for a protein of 2314 amino acids. The transcript has 34 exons. NCBI's taxonomy places the organism in Eukaryota, Metazoa, Chordata, Mammalia, Pholidota, Manidae. Gene Ontology annotation, biological process: phosphatidylinositol-mediated signaling; lipid metabolic process; small GTPase-mediated signal transduction.